AUGCUCUCCACCGCAACCAAAGUGCUCGUCGCCCUCUUCUUGGUGUCUACCCACAAGACCCUACCCUUUGCCUACUUCUGUCGUUUCUACUACCACAUCAUCCGUCAGUUCAUCUUGACAAACUGGACAUACCACGAAAAGAGGUUAAACACCUUUGGCUUUACCAAACCAAAUGAUCUCUUCAAUUGGGUCACCUUGAAGUCCAGAGUGUCUCCCUUGGAAAUAGACAUGUACUUGCACAAGUCCAAUUCCACCUACUUUCUCGAUUUGGAUAUCGCCAGAACCAAGUUGGUGAUGAGAGUGUUCCAGAAACUCUUUUGGAACUGUUACAAAAAUGUCCAUGGCGAGUUCAAGACAACAGGGUUUGCUAAUAUGCCUUAUGCUCCCAUAGCUACGGUGCAAGCUUCGUUCAAAAGAGAAUUGAAGCCUUUCCAGUCUUUCGACAUCAAGAGUAAGGUAUUUGCCUGGGACGAAAAAUGGCUCUUUAUUUUGUCCAAGUUCGUCACAAAGGGUGACAAAUUGCACACCAUUGCCGUUACCAAGUACGUUUUUAAGAAGAAUGGCAGACAGACCUUCAAGCCAGUGGACAUGCUCAAAGAUGCUGGCUUGUAUAGCGAGGAGGUCGAAGCUCAAAACGCAAAGAACUACCCAUUGGUCAGUCACAUGGCUUCUAUCGAAGACUUAGAAAGGGUGGCCCAUGAACUCAAUUAG
Scheffersomyces stipitis CBS 6054 is the source of this 711-nucleotide messenger RNA. RefSeq lists its product as uncharacterized. Bases 1 to 711 code for a protein of 236 amino acids. NCBI's taxonomy places the organism in Eukaryota, Fungi, Ascomycota, Pichiomycetes, Serinales, Debaryomycetaceae. The record is from RefSeq and is a predicted model, not a curated record. The transcript has a single exon.